GUUUUAGGUUCAACUGAACUGUAAAUGGUGCUCAUUUCCGGUGGACAGAAAUUCGACUGCAAGAAGUUGUCAGUAAAUACGUUUUUUGAAUGGUUUUCAUCAAACCCUCACAUAAAAUGCAUGGCGGAAGAUUUCAGGAAGAAACAUCCAACCGAAGUUCAUGAUAGUUUUACUUCUGUUUAUGUCCACCAAGGGGAAAUGGCUACUGUACCAUUAAAAGUAACCAAAGGCUGUGCAACAGACAGAAAUCUCCCGGAGUAUUUGUCUUCCGACGACGCAACAUCUUGCUACAUUGUCAUUUUGCGCUAUGCAACUGGCUGCUCCAUAGGACAUCUAGAUACCCCUCUGCGGGCGAAAUCAUUCUUCAGUAAAUCUGAGCAGAUUUUACUUUCCGAAAGUAGUGAUGCUUGUAUUGGAGUUCACAUAGUCGGAGGAUUUCCAGAUCCACAAAAACUUUCAGAGUCAACUCUGGGUGAGAUACUGUCAUUACUGGUUCGUACCAACCAUACCUAUGACCUCCGAGUAUGCUGUAUUGCAGAGAAUAAUAUUCGAAUUUUUAACGGGAUUAGACUUCCUUUAGUAAUGGGUGUUAACUACCACAUCAAAACAGAUCAAGUCGACCCAGCUCGCAUAAGUUGGAAAGCCCGGGGGCCUGUCCCAGCUUUGAGACUUUCACGCUUAAGUUCUUAUUCAGGUGAGAUAACCAAUGUUUUCGACCCUGAGAACUGCUUUCUGUGUGUGAGCCCCUUCGCUUACGUACGUCUUACUUCUAUGAACCCUGAAAUAACGUAUGAAGAAAUGCGGACCAAAUCCACAACACCUGAUCAAGAACCUCAAACUUAUUUCGAAGGUCAGGCUGCAGUGCACCAUUUAAUGUUACACUGCUAUGAUUCAUUGAGUUGGUUUAAAGCUGGUCCUCUAAUCUUCCGAUGCACUCUGGAUUCAAAUAAGCCAUGGAUUCCUGUAAAUGAAGCUUCUGCAUUUGCAUCGGAAAAUCCCCUAACAAAUGUCGAAAUAUAACUGAACUAAUAACAUGUUUUCUUUAUAUUUCACGUACAAAGAAUAAAUAAACGAAUCUUAUUUCUGUGACCCCUUUCCAUGCUAUGAAUCUAAAAUGAACAUAAGCACAUUCCUUUGAGAUCUCUUAAGGC
Messenger RNA from Heterobilharzia americana, 1151 nucleotides. The record is from the annotation of a GenBank genome assembly. Lineage: Eukaryota; Metazoa; Platyhelminthes; Trematoda; Strigeidida; Schistosomatidae.